Rotaria sp. Silwood1 is the source of this 258-nucleotide messenger RNA. The record is from the annotation of a GenBank genome assembly. Lineage: Eukaryota; Metazoa; Rotifera; Eurotatoria; Philodinida; Philodinidae.
AUGUCACAAGCUGAAUUUGAUAAAGCUGCUGAAGAAGUCAAAAAUCUAAGCAAAAAGCCAUCUGAUGAUGAAUUACUAAAAAUUUAUGGUCUUUUCAAACAAGCAACUGUUGGUGAUAACACCACAGCUAAACCAGGCAUGUUCGAUCUUAAAGGCAAAUAUAAAUGGGAAGCUUGGGAUGCUAAUAAAGGCAAAAGCAAAGAAACUGCUCAAAAGGAAUAUAUUGCAUUAGUUAAAGAACUCAAAGCUAAACAAUAA